GCGACUAGGCGCGGCGUGGCGCGACGCGACGGCGGACGGUCGCUAAUUAUCAAUGGCGCGAUGACGCGACGCCGUACAAAUGGCGGGUAAUGAAACAGCUGUUCACGCCGCCGCCGGCUCGACAUCUAGCGGAGCGCGGGCGCGAUCCGGCGCGCGUCGGCGACGACGUCGACGUAGAGUACGUCGCGGCGAGGAGGACCGUAGACCGCCGAGGAAGACCACCACGACGGUGCUCGCGGGUGACCUGUCGAGGAGGAACAUGGCCGCUGGCUGCUGCGGCGCGAAGAAGCAGAGGCUGGGCGGUACGUCGAACCUAUCGCCUUGCGACGGCAGCGUUGUCGCGCGACACGGCGCUCCUCAGCCGAGGAAGUGUACGAUCGCCCAGCCGGAGAUGGGUUUCUUCUGCUUCGACGUGCUCUACUGCCAGCUGCACCAGCUGGAUCCGCCGAAGACGCCCAACUUCAGCAACGAAGCGUUCCCUUUAUUUGUGACAUGGACAAUAGGAAAAGAUAUGAGGUUGCGAGGUUGUAUUGGUACUUUUAACGCGAUGCAUUUACACGCUGGGCUACGAGAAUACGCUGCAACUAGCGCAUUCAAAGACUCUCGAUUUAAUCCCAUUACACGGGACGAGCUGCCACGCUUACACGUGAGCGUGUCGAUUUUACGGCAUUUCGAGGACGGGGUUGACUAUUUAGAUUGGGAAGUGGGCGUUCAUGGAAUUCGCAUAGAGUUCCACAAUGAGAAAGGUAAUAAGCGGACGGCCACUUACUUGCCCAGCGUAGCUAUGGAGCAAGGAUGGGACCAGAUACAAACGAUAGAUUCUCUGCUGCACAAGGGCGGCUACAAGGGCCUAGUCACGCCCGACAUUCGUCGUAGCCUGAAACUGACUCGCUAUCAGAGCGAGGAGGUCACCGUGAGCUAUCAGGACUAUAUGACACAUUUCAAUACGUCUCACGUCUCGCCGCACGAUAACGCUCGGUACAAUCCCUUGGUGUCCAACCAGCAGAACACGCAGAUCGUCACGCAGCCCAGUCGCUCGACAUUCAUACACCCGCUACCUUUGCCCCCGCUUCCCCCGGUCAUGGUGCCGAUACGUAACAAUCCGCCCGGUUGGUGGAAUAACGCGGGUCCGUCCUAUCCGCCUGCGCCGCUUCACCUUCGACCGCAUCGCUCCUCAACGCAGGAAACCGCGGAACGCGGGACCGUUCGUGUCUGCAGUCGGGUCGCAGGAGUCGACGGCAGUCGAGUGGGAAACAUGGCUGCUGGUUGUUGCGGUACGAAGAAGCAAAAGUUGAACAACAAUUCAACGGGUGCACCAUGCAAUGGUAUCACAGUGUUGUCAAACGGUACGCGUAUACGUAACACGCCGAUUGUACAGCCUGAGAUGGGCUUCUACUGUUUCGAUGUCCUCUACUGCCAACUGCACCAACUCGACCCACCAAAACCGCCCAACUUUAGCAACGAAGCAUUCCCCUUGUUUGUAACAUGGACAAUUGGCAAGGACAUGAGAUUACGUGGAUGCAUUGGCACAUUCAAUGCCAUGCAUUUACAUGCAGGACUUAGGGAAUAUGCUACUACUAGUGCUUUUAAGGACUCACGGUUCAAUCCUAUAACAAGAGAAGAACUGCCACGCUUGCACGUGAGCGUGUCUAUACUGCGGCAUUUUGAGGAUGGCGUAGAUUACUUAGAUUGGGAAAUAGGAGUUCAUGGCAUUCGUAUAGAGUUCCACAAUGAGAAGGGUAAUAAAAGAACUGCUACUUACUUACCUGAUGUUGCGACCGAGCAAGGUUGGGACCAGAUACAGACGAUAGAUUCGUUACUACACAAGGGCGGCUAUAAGGGCUUAGUCACACCAGACAUUAGACGCAGUGUGAAGUUAACGCGGUACCAGAGCGAGAAAGUUACUGUAAGCUAUCAAGACUACAUGACACAUUGGCACAACCGGAGAUGCUAGCAGCUGGCUUGGGGUCCUGUUCAGGGGCCCCUACCUUGCCAAACACCUGGCACGUUUUGUUACAAAAAUACUGACACAGUUAAUACCACUUACCCACAAUACAGUAACACUCAAUACAACUCCUUCAUGGCCAAUCAGCAGCAUACUUUAGUCAUGGUCCAACCGAAUCACCCCACUUUCAUACACACGCUACCAAUGUCACCGAUUUCUUCAGUUAUGUUACCCAUGCAAAACUAUCCACCAUUCUGAUGAAAUUAUAUAUGUCGCAUUCUUCAUUUCGCUUCAUCGUUAUUCUUUACAAAGUUUUGUAACGUUGAGAAAUGAAUUUAUAGGCAGUAAAAAUGAUCUAAUGUUAUGUAUGAUCUAUUUUACUGCUUUAAUUGGUGCCUAUUAUAGUUUGAUUGUUCAGCAUUUAUUUUCUUCUCUCUAUCUGUUCUCUUUCUCUUUCUCCCUUGUCGCGCGAUAUAUUCCUCUGUGAGGAAAAUGCAAGUGCGUAUGGUGACAAUGUUCUUCCAAUGUGACACUUGCGAUAAAAAUAAAUGAUAUUAGCAGCUAGAGACAUUUCUAUAAAGUAGAUCCUUGUUCUUGUAUUGUACAAUUUUAUGAUUGUUAAAUUGGAAACAAAAAUUAAAAGUAAUCUAUUUGCGUGCAACGAUGGAACCAAGUUCAGUUCGCUAACGCUUUACAACUCGACUAGCCACCAAUCGAUAUGGAAUGUAAAUAUUACAAUUAGUUUUACCAUCAUGCUAGGAUAUUCGAUGGUAAACUUGUUAUCUGCGAGACGAGUGUUGCGAGGAACUUAGAUAUUCGCGAUAGUUCCGUAUUUACAUUUACUUGCGCCACCGAACGCAGAUAUAAGUUACCAACAGAUUUUACGAGCACUGAAAUUGAAAUUUCCUUAAAUCUACAGUCGAGGGGUAAUUUAUUCGAAACAAAUUCGACAAACGGACGCGCCAUCAUAUGCCACGUACAAAAUUCAUUUUCGUUCUAAGAUGUAACCGUUAAUUAUUCAUACUUAACACUUCACACACAAUAACAUUAUAACGUCUAAACAGAAUUUCUUUGCAUUAAUGGUAUAAAUAAAAGAUUGUUUUUCAUCAUUAUUCUAUCAAAUGUGGUCUCAUAUUAUAUACAGUAACUUAUUCAUAGGCAUGUUGAUUUUUCUUCUUCGUUUCUUAAUAGUAUAUACAAAUUGUUGUAUAACGAAAUAUAAAUGGCAUGAAUAUGUUGUAUAAA
Molecule: messenger RNA, 3190 nt
Organism: Odontomachus brunneus
Lineage: Eukaryota; Metazoa; Arthropoda; Insecta; Hymenoptera; Formicidae
Exons: 9
Coding region: 80-1954 (624 amino acids)
Source: RefSeq, a predicted model, not a curated record